Molecule: messenger RNA, 489 nt
Organism: Olea europaea var. sylvestris
Lineage: Eukaryota; Viridiplantae; Streptophyta; Magnoliopsida; Lamiales; Oleaceae
Exons: 2
Coding region: 1-489 (162 amino acids)
Source: RefSeq, a predicted model, not a curated record
AUGGUUAGGUCAAUGAUGAGUUUCACAAUUCUAACUACCUCAUUUUGGGGUUAUGCACUGGAAAUAGCACCAUAUGUUCUUAACUUAGUUAUUUCUAAGUCGGUUCACAAGACUCCACUGGAAAUGUGGAUUGGGAGCAAGUCCAGCUUACGUCACAUUCAAAUUUGGGAAUGUUCCGCUCAUGUACUGAAAGGAAAGGCCGAAAAAUUGGAGUCUAGAUCAAAGAUAUGCUUGUUUGUGGGAUACCCUAAAAGUACUAGGGGAUAUUAUUGUUAUAAGCCUCAGUUAGGAAGACAAUCCUUGGCAUUAAAAAUACCUAAACAAUGUAUUUUGAAUGAGAGAGAUGAGUCAUUAUCUAAUCUCAUAGAUCAAGUAAACAUUGAAGGUAUUGAGAAGGUAAUGGCACUACCUAAUGGUGAUACCAACAUUGAUACAAACGUUAAAAUUUCAAAUGAUGCCAAAGUCCAGGAUUCAUCGCUCCUUAUAUAA